GGCAGAGGAGCCACGUUCCAGCCCCCUCCGCCGGCAGCAGAACCCGGGGCGCUCGGGAGGGCGGCCAUAAGGAGGCAGAGUAGGGACCUUCCUCUGUUCCCACAAUCCCGGGGCGCAGUCCGCGAAGGCUGUCUGGAGGAGGAAGGCGACAGGGCCAUGGCCACCGAGGCGACCUUGGGUCCCAACGCGACCUGGUGGGCUCCAACCAACGCGUCGGGAUGCCCGGGCUGCGGUGCCAAUGCCUCGGACGGCUCGGGCUCCGCGCCCAGGCCACUGGAUGCCUGGCUGGUUCCCUUGUUCUUCGCUGCGCUCAUGUUGCUCGGGCUGGUCGGGAACUCGCUGGUCAUCUACGUCAUCUGCCGCCACAAGCACAUGCGGACAGUGACCAACUUUUACAUCGCCAACUUGGCGGCCACAGACGUCACUUUCCUACUGUGCUGCGUCCCCUUCACGGCGCUGCUCUACCCGCUGCCCGCCUGGGUGCUGGGAGACUUCAUGUGCAAAUUCGUCAACUACAUCCAGCAGGUCUCGGUGCAAGCCACAUGUGCCACCCUGACGGCCAUGAGCGUGGAUCGUUGGUAUGUGACUGUAUUCCCGCUGCGCGCCCUGCACCGCCGCACUCCUCGACUGGCCCUGGCUGUCAGUCUUAGCAUCUGGGUGGGCUCUGCAGCCGUGUCCGCCCCGGUGCUGGCCCUGCACCGCCUGUCGCCCGGGCCUCGCACCUACUGCAGCGAGGCGUUUCCCAGCCGUGCCCUGGAGCGCGCCUUCGCGCUCUACAACCUGCUGGCUCUGUACCUGCUGCCUCUGCUCGCCACCUGCGCCUGCUACGGUGCCAUGCUGCGCCACCUGGGCCGCGCCGCUGUGCGCCCCGCUCCCACUGACGGCGCCCUGCAGGGACAGCUGCUGGCACAGCGCGCUGGAGCAGUGCGCACCAAGGUCUCCCGGCUGGUGGCCGCCGUGGUCCUGCUCUUCGCUGCCUGCUGGGGCCCUAUCCAGCUGUUCCUGGUGCUCCAAGCCCUGGGCCCCGCGGGGGCGUGGCACCCUCGCAGCUACGCCGCCUACGCGCUCAAGAUCUGGGCUCACUGCAUGUCCUACAGCAACUCGGCGCUCAAUCCGCUGCUCUACGCCUUCUUGGGCUCACACUUCAGACAGGCCUUCUGCCGAGUUUGUCCCUGUGGCCAACGACGCCAGCGCCGAUCCCGCGGGUCUGCACUCUCAGACCGAGCCGCAACCCACACCGAGUCGCACAGUCUGGCCGCGCACCCCGCCGAUGGCGUCAGGACGCCUGAGCCUGGAAACCCUUCAGUGCGCUCCCUGUGCGGUUUGCAAGAACAAACCGUUCCACUCUGAGCCAACCCCUGCCUGAUAAACGAGCCCGUAUUCCGUUGUUAAAAACUUAGUUUGUGUCCGGGGUAACCCGUGUAAACCUCCUUCUCUUCCUUCUUCGGUUGGGCAUUUGUGGGCCAUGGUUUUGACUGUGGUUGUGAUAAUUCUCUGCACUCUGCAGAGUUUGGAGAUUAAUGUCCCCACUUUCUGCAUCUACUUCAAGACUUUGUGCUUAUUAGGCAAAUGCUGGACCACUAAGCUAAAUUUCUUCCCCACCUCUUGUCUUUUUUGAAACAGGAUCUCAUGUAGCCCAGGCUGGCCUCCAACCUGUGCAGCUGAGGCUGACCCUGAUCUCCAACCACGACCUUGAGACCCGGUC
Molecule: messenger RNA, 1705 nt
Organism: Microtus ochrogaster (prairie vole)
Lineage: Eukaryota; Metazoa; Chordata; Mammalia; Rodentia; Cricetidae
Gene: Kiss1r
Product: KISS1 receptor
Biological process (GO): G protein-coupled receptor signaling pathway
Cellular component (GO): plasma membrane
Molecular function (GO): G protein-coupled receptor activity
Source: RefSeq, a predicted model, not a curated record